This is a messenger RNA of Nannospalax galili (Upper Galilee mountains blind mole rat), 3636 nucleotides long. It is a transcript of the gene Def8, whose product is annotated as differentially expressed in FDCP 8 homolog. The transcript has 13 exons. The record is from RefSeq and is a predicted model, not a curated record. NCBI's taxonomy places the organism in Eukaryota, Metazoa, Chordata, Mammalia, Rodentia, Spalacidae. Bases 197 to 1552 code for a protein of 451 amino acids.
CCGUGCAGUGUAGCGGUGGCGGGCGUGGUACAGUGUAGCCAGUCGGCGGGGUACAAUGUAGCUGCGGACAGGGUGCACUGUUUUGAAAGGAGCACCUCAGGUGAGGGGCAGGAAGAAAGACCCACUUCCAGAAGAUGUAUCCACAGGAGUAGGUUACCAACAAGGGCCUGGCUGAACUGGGACCAAGUGGGAUGCUAUGGAAUAUGAUGAGAAGUUGGCUCGCUUUCGGCAGGCCCACCUCAACCCCUUCAACAAGCAGCUUGGGCCAAGGCAUCAUGAGCAGGAACCCAGGGAGGAGGCCCAGGAAGUUACUUCCGAAGAGACCCUGUCUGAGCUGCCCCCUGGAGAACCUGAGUUCCACUGUUCUGAGCACAUGAUGGAUCUUGGUCUGUCUGAGGACCACUUUUCUCGCCCUGUGGGUCUUUUCCUGGCCUCUGAUGUUCAGCAGCUGCGGCAGGCGAUUGAGGAAUGUAAACAGGUGAUUCUAGAGCUUCCUGAGCAGUCCGAGAAGCAGAAAGAUGCUGUGGUGAGGCUCAUCCACCUCCGGCUGAAGCUCCAGGAGCUGAAGGACCCCAAUGAAGAGGAGCCCAAUAUCCGGGUCCUCCUGGAGCACCGCUUCUAUAAGGAAAAGAGCAAGAGUGUCAAGCAAACCUGUGACAAGUGCAAUACCAUCAUCUGGGGCCUCAUUCAGACCUGGUACACCUGCACAGGGUGUUAUUACCGCUGCCACAGCAAGUGCCUGAACCUCAUCUCUAAGCCCUGUGUGAGCUCCAAGGUUAGCCACCAGGCCGAAUAUGAGCUGAGCAUCUGCCCUGAGACUGGACUGGACAGCCAGGACUACCGCUGUGCUGAGUGCCGUGCUCCCAUCUCUCUACGAGGUGUGCCUAGUGAGGCCCGGCAGUGUGACUACACUGGCCAGUACUACUGCAGCCACUGCCACUGGAAUGACCUGGCUGUCAUCCCUGCUCGAGUGGUGCACAACUGGGACUUUGAGCCUCGCAAGGUGUCUCGCUGCAGCAUGCGCUACCUGGCGCUGAUGGUGUCACGGCCAGUGCUCCGACUCAGAGAGAUCAACCCUCUGCUCUUUAACUACGUGGAAGAGCUGGUGGAGAUCCGGAAGCUGCGCCAGGACAUCUUACUUAUGAAGCCGUACUUCAUCACCUGCAAAGAGGCUAUGGAGGCACGACUGCUGCUGCAGCUUCAGGAUCGGCAACAUUUUGUGGAGAACGAUGAGAUGUACUCCAUUCAGGACCUCUUAGAUGUGCACAUGGGCCGCCUCAGCUGCUCACUCACUGAGAUCCACACACUCUUCGCCAAGCACAUCAAGCUGGACUGUGAGCGGUGCCAAGCCAAGGGAUUUGUGUGUGAACUCUGCAGAGAAGGUGAUGUGCUAUUCCCAUUUGACAGCCACACAUCUGUGUGUACUGACUGUUCAGCUGUCUUCCACAGGGACUGCUACUACGACAACUCAACUACAUGCCCCAAGUGUGCCCGGCUCAACUUGAGGAAACAGUCACUCUUCCAGGAGCCUGAUCUGGAUGUGGAUGCUUAGAACACUGGAGGAGAGUACCAGGCACCAUAUCUGCCCCUCUGGCUCUUAUCCUGCUGGUAUUACCAUACAGGUGUUCACUCUACUCUGGAGAUCCCUGGGUAUAUCCUCUGGGCCUCUUUACCCCCUUCUGCCUCAGAAGGGGUGACUAGUGUCCACCCAGGUGCUUUCUGGGACUUUGAGUGUCUGUAUCUGGCUGUUAACUGCUUCUGUAAGGGGUCAAGAUGAUGCCUCUGUCCCACUGUAGGACUCCUUGAGUGGGGGAGCCUGGGUGUGAUUCCCUUGGGGAGUGGGGGAGUCACUGUCCUGUGGCAGAGCCCUCAAGGCCUUUAGACCCUUCUGGGCCCUAGAGAUAGUCCUGCUCCUGUCCAGGCUAUCCUGGCAAAUGAUCAGACUGAGACCCUCAGAGCCUUCAGAGGCCUGGCCAGUGAGACCAGAGGAUGUCUCUCAACUGAGUUUUAUUUCUUCCAUGGAUGGUUUGAGUUCUACUGUAGGCUCCCAUCCCUCCUAGCACCUUGGCUCUUUAGGGGCUUCAGGUUGCCCUAACUGGGGCUGCUCACAAUGGUGUCCCAUGGACCUCCCUCACUAUCUUGAGGGUCAUCUUCAUCCUCUGUAGUGUGUCAGUCCUGUGUAUUUCCCUACCCUUUUUGUAUAAUAGGGAGAGAAGGGGGGCUAUAGAGAUUUUCUUGACUGAUACACCUGCUCCUGCCUAUCCUACUUUAUCCUGGUGCUUUGAGCUGGGCUGCUGAGAACUCAGCCUAAGGAGGAUGUCUCAGCCUCCUUAUUUGCAUAGCUGUAAGUCCCUAGGGGAGGUUCAUAGUCAAGCAAGUGAGUUAGUUAUAGUUGACCUAUGUAGCAUUUUGGGGAACCUAAUUUGCCCCUGGAGGUCUGUUCUGUUGCUUAAGUGCCCUGCUUAAAGAUGGCCAGUAUGUGAUUUUUGUUUGUUUGGGAAGUCUGUGACCAAGAGCUAGGAAUGUUUACUUGAGGGAGCCCCAAGCAGGAGGCCUACAGUCCAUGCAAGAAGAUAGAGGCUUUGAAGGUGGACAAGACCUACAGGUCUUCAGUCGAGGCAUACUCCAUCUCCAUGCUUUAACCCCACAGAUCCUAUGGUUGAAGGUGUGUGGAGUGGAGGGGAUCUCAGGAUAUGUUUUCUGUCUGUCUUUCCUGGGAAGCAGAGGUUGCUUGCAUCUGUCCUUUUUCCUUGCCUGUGUAUUGCUGUUGUUGACACACACAGGUAGUAGGAAGAAGGCAGAGAGUGUCACAGCUUGAAUGUUCCCUUUUGACAAUGUUCAAGAAGGGACAGUUCAAUCAGCAAGAUGCAGCUUAGCUUGCUGGCCCAUUUGAGUGAUGGAUGGACAUAUGACCACCUCCUCCUUGCUUCUCUGUCCUACCUGGUAGCUUUAAGCUCUUGCUGUCUUUUCUGUUUCAAUUUUCCCAUCUGGAAAAUGGGGGCAGUGGAACUGACCAACUUCAGGGUGCAACAGUGAGGAGUCCUUUGAGUGAUGUGGGUCAACAUCAAGUCCCUGUCCUCUUUCCUCUUUGGGGUUAAAGAGGGAAUUAAAGCCAAAUGCCAUUUUCUUACACCCCUCACCACUGUAUCACAUUCUAUCAUGUGGCUAUUGGCCCUUCCCGAAUCUCCUAUGUAAUGAACACCACAUUAUUCUAGCUAUAAAUCAGUGUCUAAAGAAAAUGUUACUAGUCUGGCAUUUAUUGGACAAAGGGUUUGUCCCCCUUUAAUAACAUACUUCAAACCUUCACCAAUUCUUCCUCUACCUGCUCUUUCUAGAUGAUACAGACUUUGAUAGAAUCAUAUGUAGGUCCUUGUGUGAGUCUACAUCAUGGUAAGAAGAAUCUAGACAGGAGCAAAAGCCCAUUUGCAAGGUUAACACCUUACAGAAGAGUACAACCCAAAGUUAUCUUCCAGCAUGGGACCAGGCUGGCCCCAGAGAAGCCCAGUCACAACAAUGCCACUGUCUCACUCUCAUUAAAUAUGUGCUAUCUACAUUGAUAUGUGGUAAAUCUUGGAUAAAGCAGAGAUAAAGUAUAUGACAUUUCAAAUUUAAGAAGACAUCUUACCUUCCUUUUUC